UGGUCACGCCGUCAGUUGUCUUGAAAAUUUUAACAAAGUCGCAAGUGUCGAGUGUCCGCAGUUGUCUUGCAUCGGAAACACAAAAUAAAAUAAAUAAAUCAAAAUCGAUAAAAAUCAAAGCCGCUCUUCCUGCGGCCUACAAAACGGUGUGGAUAACAAGCACCCAACUCAACACCAACAAAAAAUAAAACACAUUCAAAAGCGCCGGCAACAAAACAGCUUUUAAAUUUCGUUUCUCCAAGAUGUCCAAAUAUUCGGGCAAAAAAUGUCGCCUGCUCUCGAUGAUGUGGCUAACAGCCUCGUUCUUCUUCGUGGAGAUCAUUGUGGGCUAUGUGACCAACUCGAUGGCGCUGGUCGCAGACAGUUUUCACAUGCUGGGCGAUAUUGCUGCCCUGGUCAUAUCAUUCCUCUCAGUCAAGAUGUCACCCAAAAAGUGGUCGAAGAACACCUUUGGCUGGGCACGUGCUGAGGUGCUGGGUGCGCUCGUUAAUGCUGUAUUCCUAGUGGCGCUCUGUUUCAGCAUCACGAUCGAGGCAUGCAAAAGAUUCAUCGAGAAAGAACCAAUCCAUGAGCCACGUCUGCUGCUCAUUGUUGGCGUGCUGGGUUUGCUGGUCAACAUGAUUGGUCUUUGUCUGCUCUAUGAACACGGUGGUCACCAUGGACACUCACAUGGCGGUGGCUUGACGCGCAAUCACAGUCGCCUCACUGAGCUGGCGAACAUGGACGAAGGCGAUGACGAGCAGAACGAUUAUGCCUACGAGAAGCAGAAGGAGAAACAGCAGGUGAAAAAGUCUAGUCACGGUCACAGUCACGAUCCUGGUCAGAUGAAUAUGCGUGGCGCUUUUUUGCACGUGCUCAGCGAUGCUCUUGGCAGCGUUAUUGUGGUCGUCAGUGCGCUCGUUGUCUGGCUGAGCGACUGGGAAUAUCGUUUAUAUAUCGAUCCAGCCCUUUCCAUUGUGUUGGUUGCCCUCAUCUUGCACUCAGUGUGGCCGCUGCUGCGUGAAUCGGCGCUCAUUCUGCUGCAAACUGUGCCCACGCACAUCCAAGUGGAUGCCAUACAGAAGCGUCUGCUGGAGAAGGUCGACGGUGUGUUGGCUGUGCACGAAUUCCACGUCUGGCAAUUGGCUGGCGAUCGCAUCAUUGCCUCAGCACACAUACGCUGUCGCAACUUGUCGGAGUACAUGAAGAUUGCCGAGAAGGUGAAGGAGUUCUUCCACAACGAGGGCAUACACUCGACCACCAUACAGCCGGAGUUUAGCGAAAUCGAAGGCUGCAACAUGUCCGAUGGCACCUCCAGCAUUAACAUGAGUGGCUCCGAUUGCUGUGCUCUCGAUUGUCCCACCACGGAUGAGGGCUGUGUUAAAGCCACCUGCUGUCAGAAUAACAACAAAUUGAAUCCACUUCCUUCGCCCACAAAUUCACCGUAUCUGUGUCGUCAGCGCAAUGCGGCGCGUCAAUCUGGCGACGUUGAAGCUGGCUCCUUGCUAGAAGGAAGCGCUGCCGCCGCCGGCAAUCAGUCGCUGGGCAAUGGAGGAACUGGCUUAACGGCAGCAGCAGAGUCAACGCCAAAGAACGAUAUAGUCUGAC
Drosophila albomicans is the source of this 1587-nucleotide messenger RNA. RefSeq names its product zinc transporter 1 (gene ZnT63C). Gene Ontology annotation, molecular function: zinc ion transmembrane transporter activity. Gene Ontology annotation, biological process: intracellular zinc ion homeostasis; zinc ion transmembrane transport; detoxification of zinc ion. Gene Ontology annotation, cellular component: membrane. Bases 243 to 1586 code for a protein of 447 amino acids. Lineage: Eukaryota; Metazoa; Arthropoda; Insecta; Diptera; Drosophilidae. The transcript has 8 exons. The record is from RefSeq and is a predicted model, not a curated record.